Messenger RNA from Gadus morhua (Atlantic cod), 2926 nucleotides. It is a transcript of the gene rab27a, whose product is annotated as RAB27A, member RAS oncogene family. NCBI's taxonomy places the organism in Eukaryota, Metazoa, Chordata, Actinopteri, Gadiformes, Gadidae. The coding region runs from base 466 to 1134 and encodes 222 amino acids. The record is from RefSeq and is a predicted model, not a curated record. The transcript has 6 exons. Gene Ontology annotation, molecular function: GTPase activity; GTP binding.
GGGUUUGGCGGCUGGCUCAAGACAGAAAGAAGCGAUCGUUUACUUUUGGUUCCGAGUGGAUUCGAAAAGGGUGUUCUUUGCCCACAUGGCAAUAACAUCCAACCGUGUAACACUAGUGUGAACUCGACGCAUGGACUGAGAACCUUCUGAUCUAGCCCUGUGUUGGCGACCUGGAGUGACGCACAGACCACCAUGUUGCUGGUAGAUGUUUCCUCAUGAGGCGGAGGAUGGAGUCUGGGGGAGGAGCCGCUCAGCAGACCAACGCUUGGUUGAUCUGCUCAGACACCACACACUCACCCAAAGUGGAAUAUCUAUUAUAACCUCGUUGUCAGGCAGUGCAACAAAUGGAUCAAAGCGGCGACUGAGAAAACUUUUGACAAAGUUUAACUUUAGGAAAAGCUUAACGAUAAAGUGCCUUCGAUCCCCGGAACCUUGUGCGCCAACACUGCGGCUGAAAGACUCACGAUGUCUGAUGGUGAUUACGACUACCUCAUCAAGUUCCUAGCACUGGGAGACUCAGGAGUUGGGAAGACCAGCUUCCUGUACCAGUACACGGACGGGAACUUCAACUCCAAGUUCAUCACCACGGUCGGGAUUGACUUCAGAGAAAAGAGGGUGCUGUACCAGGCCAACGGACCCGAUGGAGCCACCGGCAAGGGGCAGAAGAUCCACAUCCAGCUGUGGGACACAGCCGGGCAGGAGAGGUUUCGGAGUCUGGACCACGGCCUUCUUCAGGGACGCCAUGGCUUCCUGCUGCUCUUCGACCUGACCAAUGAGCAGAGCUUCCUCAACGUCCGGAACUGGAUGAGUCAGCUGCAGGUUCACGCCUACUGUGAGAACCCAGACAUCGUUCUAUGUGGGAACAAAUGUGAUCUGAGCGAGCAGCGGGCGGUGAAGGAGGAGGAGGCCCGCGACCUGGCCGACAAGUACGGGAUCCCGUACUUCGAGACGAGCGCGGCCAAUGGGCAGAACGUGGGCGGGGCCGUGGACGUGCUGCUGGACCUCAUCAUGCGGCGGAUGGAGCGCUGCGUGGACCGCUCCUGGAUCCCUGAGGGCACGGUGCGCGCCAACGGCACCGGGCCCGCCCCCCUGGACCAGCCCCCCCCCCCGGAGGGCGGCAAGUGUGCCUGUUAGUGGCCGGGGGCCACCCCAGGGGGCCCGACUCCCAAGGGGCACGAGGAUGAGGAGGCUGGGGGUGGGUUGGGCAAGUGAGGACAAAGGGCAGGAACAGGAAGCGAGCUGAUGUUCCGCGUUGUUUCCAGCGGCCGUCUGUCGGUUCGGAUCUCUGUAGUUGCGUCGUAUCGAAGCGACCUCACUGGUCGCAUCGAAGCGACCUCACUGGUCGCAUCGAAGCGACCUCGCUGGUCGCAUCGAAGCGACCUCGCUGGUCGUAUCGAAGCGACCUCGCUGGUCGUAUCGAAGCGACCUCUCUGGUCGUAUCGAAGCGACCUCGCUGGUCGUGUCGAAGCGACCCUCGCUGGUCGUAUCGAAGCGACCUCGCUGGUCGUAUCGAAGCGACCUCUCUGGUCUCGCGGGGCUCCCUUCUCUUUUCUUCUUUCGAGCAACGGUCCAUUUGAGUAUACAUAAUGAUAGCCCUAUUCCAUGUUAGUUUAUGUACUUGGAUUGUGUUUGUUGUUUUUUAGCGGUUGAAUCCGUCACUCGUUCGACUCGUUGUUUUAACGGUCUGAUCACCAAGUUUCUUUUACGUUCAUCACCACGUCCUCCCAUUCACCCUAUGCUGAGGCUCAGAUACCAAACAUAGAUACCCUAAUAUGGCAGUUCCUCUUCCUAUUUAUGAAAUACAUUUUAUUAAUAUAAAAUAGUCAAUCAACCCAGGAGGAAAGUGUGAGGAACCUUCGGGUCAUCAGCCACAAUAAUAACGAUCAUUGUUUACAGUCACCAGCAGCAUGAAGCGUGUUUCUGUCACACAGGGCAUGUCUCUCCCACCAGCCCUUAAUUCCAUGCCACAGAGAGCUGGUGAAUCAUCAUCUAUAGGAAGUCCACACUGUAUUUCAGAGGACAGCACGUGCCUGUUUGACUUUUUGUGCUAUUAAAAUAAAACAGAUUUUUUAUUAGUAUUUUCUAUAAUCCCUAUACCGGUCCAUCAUUUUAAUCUUUUUUUUUAAUAAAAAAAUAUUGAUAAUAGGAACUGCAAGUCACCAGAAAAGCUGUUAAUAUUUUUGUAACUCAAGUAAAGAAAAGCCUGAUUGGUUCAUUUUAUCAGCCAAUCAGCAACACUACGACCACAGCUUGUUCCUGUUUUCAGGGACUAAUGAGUCGGCCACUGAUUGGACUGCUUUUGUGUGACUGAUUAUAUUCUAAUCAGGGCUAACAUAACACAAAUCUGAUUUAGGAAUAGAAAGCAUCAAAAAGCUGGGGUGUAGCAAACUGAAUCUAAAACAACGCCAUGUUUUACUAAAUGUCCCCGGGCCUUACUGCUUGUUCAUUGGUUAAUACCAUCUGAAGAGAUACUGUUGGACAUCUGAUGGACCUCCAGUAAUACUAAGGCAGCUUAAAGCCCCCAUAAUGAGGGUCGGUCCCAUUUAGGAAUGUAAGAAUGAGUUUCCCCCUCAGGUAAACAACAAUCACCUGAGGCACCAAGACUGAAACCCUCUGAUCAUGUUAUGACACUGAAUAGCAAAGACAAAGGUAUACAGCAAAAUGUGAUGGCAGUAUAAAUACUUAACUCCAUGAAAGGUUUUAUAGUUGCGCUGCCAAGUAUGUGUAAAGUUAGUAAACAAUGCGCCCAUGAUUUACAUUUAAUGCCAAUAGUUAACACUAUUCUAGAUCCCAUGUUGGAAUGUUUUUUCAAUGGUAGUUUGAUACCGAUGCCAAAUACACACCAUCCGAGUCAUAUAUUGGAGACUUUCAAAUGGAAAAUAUGUGAACUAUGCAAAAAUAAAUAUAUUUUAUUUAUCGUGUGAAA